Leptosia nina is the source of this 2616-nucleotide messenger RNA. The record is from the annotation of a GenBank genome assembly. NCBI's taxonomy places the organism in Eukaryota, Metazoa, Arthropoda, Insecta, Lepidoptera, Pieridae.
AUGCCAAUAUGGAUAUUAUUUUUGUGUUUAUUUGGGCGGGGCGUGGCGGAAGACUUUCCUUCGCUGAUCACAGCAAAUGCAUCUAUAGCCGUGGUGCUGGAUCAUCAAUUCCUCCAAGAUCAAUUUCAAACUGUAACGGAUGAACUGAAAGAUCACAUAAAGGAACUGGCAAGGGUCAAACUGAAGCACGGUGGUGUUAUGGUCCAUUAUUAUUCUUGGACUGCUAUCAAUCUUAAAAAAGGUUUCCUUGCGGUGUUCAGCGUAGCGUCUUGCGAAGAUACAUGGUCAUUAUUCAAACGCGUACAAGACGAACAGAUACUUCUAUUCGCACUGACUGAAGUGGAUUGUCCCAGACUCCCAACAGAUCUGGCUAUAACAGUGACGUCGUCGAGCGCUGGGGAAGAAUUAUCACAAAUGAUCCUCGACCUUAGAACCGAGAGGGCUUUUAACUGGAAAUCAGCUAUUCUAUUGCAUGAUGAUACGUUAAGUCGUGAUAUGAUAUCUCGAGUAGUCCAAGCUAUGACGUCACAAAUUGAUGACGAGAAAGUCCCAUCUGUAUCUGUGACAGUAUUCAAAAUGAGACACGAAGUUAAUGAGUACUUGAGACGGAAGGAAAUGUAUAGAGUUAUAUCGAGAUUGCCUGUUAAAUAUAUUGGUGAAAAUUUCCUGGCGAUAGUUACAACAGAAACGAUGACAACGAUGGCGGAGACGGCGCGCGAUGUUCACAUGUCACACACUCUCGCGCAAUGGCUAUACAUCGUGUCAGAUACCAAUCAACGAACCGGCAAUCUAUCUACGUUGAUCAACGAUCUAUUUGAAGGAGAAAAUAUUGCGUAUAUUUAUAACAAGACAGACGACGGGGCUCAUUGCAAGAACGGUAUUAUCUGUUAUUCAAAAGAGAUGAUGGAUGCUUUCAUAUCUGCUUUGGAUUCUGCGGUUCAAGAAGAAUUCGAUAUUGCUGCACAAGUCUCAGAUGAAGAGUGGGAAGCUAUCAGACCUGAUAAAGUCCAGAGAAGGGACAUGUUGCUUAAACACAUGCAGCAACAUAUAACUGCGUACAGCAAAUGCGGUAAUUGUAGCAGCUGGCAAGCAUUGGCUGCUGACACUUGGGGUGCUACUUAUAGAAGACAUACUGAUUCUGUAAUCAGUAAUAAAGAAGAUGACAAUGUCACCACGCUGAUUGAGAAUGUUGACUUACUACAGGUAGGCUUCUGGCGUCCUAUUGAUGGUUUUAAAUUUAGUGAUGUCCUCUUUCCGCAUAUAAAACAUGGUUUUCGAGGAAAGGAACUUCCGGUAUUAACCUACCACAACCCUCCAUGGACUAUCCUUCAGUCCAAUGCUUCAGGAUCCAUUGUAAGUUACGGAGGGCUCUUGUUCGAUAUUGUUGGCCAGUUUGCUAAGAGUAAGAACUUCACCAUACGUAUUGUGUUACCCGGACAUAUAAAAGAAGAAUCUUCAAACGAAACGUCUACAGAUAUGAUGCACAGCACAAGUGCUAAGUUCACUUUGGCAGCAGUCUCUAAAGGGAAAGUAGCUCUGGCUGCUGCUGCAUUUACCAUUUUAUCAGAUCCACCACCAGGUAUAAACUAUACAAUACCUGUCAGCAUCCAGCCCUAUUCCUUUAUGAUAGCAAGACCGAGAGAACUUAGUAGAGCUUUGCUGUUUCUACUACCCUUUACUACUGAUACAUGGCUCUGCUUAGCAUUAGCUGUCAUUUUGAUGGGGCCCACAUUAUAUAUAAUACACAGACUUAGUCCCUUCUAUGACGCUGAAGAAAUCACUCGCGAAGGAGGACUGUCCACCAUCCAUAAUUGUUUGUGGUAUGUCUACGGGGCUCUUUUACAACAAGGAGGAAUGUAUCUUCCGCGAGCGGACAGUGGUAGAUUGGUGGUAGGCACAUGGUGGAUAGUGGUUUUAGUCGUGGUCACCACUUACUCGGGAAAUCUGGUGGCUUUUCUUACGUUCCCCAAAUUGGAAAUCCCGGUAACGACUCUGAGGGAAUUGCUGCAGAACAGUGCAACGUAUACUUGGUCUAUUAACAAAGGCUCUUACUUGGAGAUGCAGUUAAAAAAUUCGGAUGAACCCAAGUACGUGUCACUGUUGAAAGGCGCUGAGCUCUCAACGUCAUCAAACGGCAUGGAAGCAAAUAAUAUAGCCGGCACUAAAUAUCUGGAUCGAGUCCGAAACGAACGUCACGUAGUCAUCGAUUGGAAACUCAGAUUAAACUACUUGAAGAGAGCCGAUACUGCGGCAACUGAUUCCUGCGAUUUUGUGCUUAGUUCCGAGGAGUUUAUGGAAGAACGAGUGGCGAUGAUAGUUCCAGCGGAUAGUCCUUAUCUACCUGUCAUUAACAAGGAAAUUAAUCGCAUGCAAAAAGCCGGGCUAAUUACAAAAUGGCUAAGCGCGUAUCUACCAAAACGAGAUCGGUGUUGGCAGACUUCUUCCAUGGCGUCAGAAGUUAAUAAUCACACAGUGAACCUAAGCGACAUGCAAGGUUCCUUCUUUGUUUUAUUCCUAGGUGUUUUUUCCGCCUUCACUAUUUUGCUAUCGGAAUGGUUUUAUAAUCGACGCAAGAGGAGAAAUGAUCAGAUUGUAAUCAAGCCAUACAUGGAGUAG